Blepharisma stoltei is the source of this 693-nucleotide messenger RNA. NCBI's taxonomy places the organism in Eukaryota, Ciliophora, Heterotrichea, Heterotrichida, Blepharismidae. The record is from the annotation of a GenBank genome assembly.
AUGUCAUAUCGAUCAAAGAUAAAAGAGAAAAUAAGCACUUACCAAAAUGUCCAGGAUAGCGUUAUUGGGCUAGAAAAAUUAGGUUUUUUAAGCAGACUCAAUCUAUUACUUGAAGACAUCAGCUCUUCAUCUCUUAAUCAGAACCCCAAUUUCAAAGAGGACUUGAAAAUCAUUAUUAAUAAUGCUGUCGAUAUUAUCUGAACCUCCUCUAGCGGGAUAAUUCGAGAUGAAUCAACCCAGCCAAGUCCAGAUUUAAAAACUCAAAAUUCAACAGAGCCGAAAACUCCUGAAAAAAAAUCUCCAGGGUCCCCGUUACCAAUUUUUCGAUCUGCUGAUUUAUAUGAUGAUAAUCAUUGGUCAAGGUCAAAGUUCAUUCCAUUAAAUAAAAGCUUCUCAAACUUAAAUAUAAUCCAAAGCCGAUCCAUCAGCCAAAAUACGCAGAAAUAUAACUCUGAAUUUAGCCACAUAAAUAGUCCUGGGACUUUUAGCAAAGAAAAGAGGAAGUUAACGGAAUCAAAGGUUUCCAGCCCAGGUCCUGGGUAUUAUGAUUAUAAUGAACAAAAAGUUAGAAGUAAAUCUCCAUGUGCGGUCAUUCCGAAAGGAGGCAAACGAAUGGAUUUUGCGAAAAAAACAGAAACACCUGCGCCGACAGACUAUUGUCCUUUGAGAUAUUUUCUAUCAAGACCUAUUUAA